GGUCUCUUACCGAAUAUCAAAACAACUUUGUGAACCUCUAACCCGUGAGCAUGAGGAGGACAACAAGCAAAUAAUUCUGAUCCAAAUCAAAGGCGUUUUUUUUGACAGCGUCCAUUACAAAAGCCUCUUUUCUCAGGGACCAGCAUGUCUCGAGGAACCUUUUUCUUUACAUCCACUGCCUUGCGUUCCCUUGAGCUAGACAAGGAGGAGCUGGAGAGAAACCGGCACAAAACACAACUGGCCUCCCAUCACCUUAGCACUUAUAUGCAGAGGAAAGAGUCUGUGAACAGAACGUCUUGGAGAACCAGCUUUGUCCAGCGUCCUCUUCUGUGCCAAGAUGUGGUGAUCCAGAAUGCCGUCUACACAGGAAACCUGGAGGCUCUGCAAAGACUUUUUCCUAGAGGAUCCAUAGCUAAUGUUGUCAUUGAACCUCAAGGAGGGGACAUGCGCUGGGUCGCCCGGGGAGAAGGACUUUGGUCACUCACCUAUGAGCAAGAGCUGACAACGCCGCUUCACAUUACUGCCAGUAGAGGUUUUGCAGACUGCUUGGAUCUCCUGCUGCAACGUGGUGCAAACGUGGACCUGGCACCUGGUGGAGUCACUGCCCUGCACGAGUCCUGUGAAAACUGCCAGCCAGAGUGCACCAAACUGUUGCUGGCUUAUGGCGCCAACCCCAAUGCCGUCUCUGAAGAUGGGCUUAUGCCUUUGCAUGUUUGCACAAGCCCUGAAUCUUUGGAAUGUGCCAAACAUCUCCUUCAGUACGGUGCAACAAUCAACGGUCACAGUCUGGAUGAAAACGACACCCCCUUACAUGUUGCAGCCAGGCACGGCCUCCCCCACCAUGUCGACCUCUACCUGAGCUACGGCACCGCUUUAGACGAACAAAACGAUGAGGGCUUCACUCCCCUUAACUCCGCCUGCUCUCAGCCUCAGGAGCUGCAGGACCUGGAGCGUUACUAUAAGGUGUGCCAGAGGCUGCUGGAGGCGGGAGCAAGCCUCCACAUCAAGGACCAGGACAAACACACUCCUCUGCACAUGGCCUGCAAGAAUGUGAAUCCAGAUAUAGUGGAUCUGCUGCUCGCUAAGGGUGCCUGUGUGAACGACAUGGACUACGGGGGAGAGGCUCCCAUGCACAACGUCUUGAAAGUGGUGUGUUACAAAGCUUCCCAUCAGCCGGAGAGGAUCGUCCGCGCUCUUCUGAAUUAUGGCUCAAUCAGGGUGUGGCCUGGUGCUCUACCUAAGGUUCUGAAACACUGCUCAGAAUCUCCUCGCACCAUCGAGGUUCUCCUGAACGCCUACAGUCACCUCAAAGUCACAGACACCUGGCUUGAGUCUGUGUCUACAGAGGCUUUUGAGAAACACAAAGACUUUUACGAGUCAGUCUUCUCCUUGGCAAUGAAGCCUCGAUCUCUGCAGCACUUGGCGCGCUGCCGGGUCAGAACCUUCCUGGAGGGGCGGCUGCACAAAGUGGUCCCAGAACUGGAUCUGCCCACCUUCAUCAAAAACUAUUUACUCCUGGACUACAGAGGAUAUGUCCACUAAAUGCACCUCGUCCUUUUUGGAUCAUGCAGCCCAUUGUGAUGCUUUGCUGACAGUGGCUGAUAUUAAAUAUUGAUAAAUAUUUGAAUGUUUAACCUUUACAUCAGAUGACGUUGCAAUUUUCUUUUUAUUGGUGUCACUUUCUACCAAAGUCAACAGUUAAAUGCUUUUUCCACAAGAGGGAGCUAUAGACAAGAACUAUUAAAGUAAAAGAUUUGAUUUCUGUUUUAAACGUGUUUUCUUAAUUAUUUCUAGUUGCCUUUUGUGAUUUUAAAGUGAGCAUCGUGGGUUUAAUGUUAUAAAGGAUAAUUCAUAACAUAGUUGGAUGGAUUUGUUUAAUUUUAGGAGGAUGUUUUUUAUUUAUUUCAGAAUAAAAUGUGAUGCUGCAUCGUG
Molecule: messenger RNA, 1932 nt
Organism: Oryzias latipes (Japanese medaka)
Lineage: Eukaryota; Metazoa; Chordata; Actinopteri; Beloniformes; Adrianichthyidae
Gene: asb10
Product: ankyrin repeat and SOCS box containing 10
Biological process (GO): intracellular signal transduction
Cellular component (GO): cytoplasm
Molecular function (GO): protein binding
Source: RefSeq, a predicted model, not a curated record